CAGGAGGACUGCAACACGCGAUGGUGGGUCACUUGUGCAGCCGGAAGUUGUGGUAUCCUUGGUAACGGGAGUAAGGUGACGCUGUGCACUGGCAGAGUUAAUAGAAGAAUAUAUUACUCUACAGAAUAGCACAAUGUCUCGAAAAGCCCUCAAAGUGCUGGUGGAAAUAAAUAUUCGGGGGGUGUCAUGUCCUGGAGUUCGUCUCAUGGCGUGUGAAGACAUCUACCUCAGUGUGUGCUUCAUGGGACAGUUCAGACAGACCCAGUGCCUCCCAGCUGUGUUCCCUCUGCUGUUUCACGAAAAGAUGACUUUUGAAAAGAUUUUCAGAUAUGCAGUUGACCCUGGAGAUAUUGCAGUGAUGCUUGAAUAUGAGACAGUCCGAACUGAACUUAUGCAACUCAUACCACCAGUGGGAAUGACUUUGGCCUACUACACAAAUGAUGCUCGCAGAUUCCUCUUCCCAGAACCAAAACUAGUUCCUCCAUUUUCUGGAACUGAGCAGGAGAUUUUGAUGACACGAUCACAGAAUUUUCCUGGUAUUAUUUGUCCAAGAUUGGAAUUCUCAACUGCAACAACCAUCUUUGAGUGUGCAGUGAAUGCAGAAAUCAUUGAUUACCCAAAUGUACCCUUGAGGCCAUUUAUGAGGCGGCCAAGGCGCUGUAGCUGUCCCAGGAUCUCCUCCCCUCAAAGAAGGCCUUGCAGUGUGGGCAGAAGAAGAAGUGCCAGGGAGGACCAGGGCAUAUCCAGGGCCCGCUCCGUGUCUCCUGUGAGGGGCAGCAAUAACCAACGCCUAGCCCAUCUCAGCCUGGACUCAGACCAGGAUCCAGCCAGCAGUCCACAGCAUGGGCUGUCCUCAAGGGCUGGAGCCAGAUCUGCAUCACCCCAUCUGACAUCAAGACUCGCCAGUCUAACAGUGAGCAGGUCUCCCUCUACAGUGAGAUUUGCAUCACCAGAUCCCAGACAGUCCUUUUCUAAUGGUCAGGUUGAGGAGGCAGCCUAUGGGGACCUAAAUCUACAAGAUUCAUUCCAGAGCAUUGACCUUUCACCUCCUCUCCUGUCUGCUACAUCUAGAAGAUCUGCGUCAAGUUCUCACAUAAUGUGGGAGGAGGUCCAAGGGCGUGUGCGUGGUCUUCUCACUACCCCUAAAGCUGUACACCGACUUGCCUAUGGAGUCACAAAUGUGGAAGUAGAUGAAGUUUUGGCAAGAAGAUCGAUCUCUCCUGGUCUGCCAACAUAG
Molecule: messenger RNA, 1237 nt
Organism: Periophthalmus magnuspinnatus
Lineage: Eukaryota; Metazoa; Chordata; Actinopteri; Gobiiformes; Gobiidae
Gene: spata6l
Product: spermatogenesis associated 6-like
Exons: 12
Coding region: 134-1237 (367 amino acids)
Biological process (GO): spermatogenesis
Molecular function (GO): myosin light chain binding
Source: RefSeq, a predicted model, not a curated record